AUGAAACGCAGUAACGAUUACGGAAAUCAAAGUCACGACAAUAUUAAAAAACCACGUUUCGGACAAGGAUAUAGCAGUAGCGGUGCUUAUUCUUUGGCAGGAGGCAUGAGAAGCGACCUUAAUCAAGGAUCUUCAAGUGAUUUAUAUUAUCAAAAUCCUCCCGUGGGUCCAUCUUCAAUGAUGUUAGGUACACCCUCAUAUUCUCAAGGUACUGCGGGCUUUCACCAUCCUGGACACUCAACUGGUCAUUUUGCUAGCAUGAAUGCAUAUCAUCAGACUCCAAGCCAGUAUGCUACUUCUAUGAGCCAGUAUACCCCUAACGUUAGUAGUAUGGUCCCUCAAUUUACUAGUGCUUUUUCUGGUGCCCAAUAUCCGUCAUCUUACCAACAGACAGCUGUUACUAGCGCUACUACGAACGCAACAGGCCGUACUGUUUACCUAGGAAAUCUUCCACCAGACGUACAGUUUGAAGAAAUGUUAAACCACGUAAAAGUUGGACCAAUAGAGUCGGUUCGGGUCCUUAGUGAUAAAAGUUGUGCCUUCAUUUCUUUUAUGGAUGGUGCAGCCGCUAUGGCAUUUUAUCAAGAAGCCACAAGUAGAAAAAUUGUUUUACACGGUCAAGAACUUAAAGUCGGUUGGGGAAAGCCAUCACCUGUUCCUGUGAAUGUCCAAGUAGCUGUUACCACUCAAAGCGCUACGCGUAACGUUUAUUUGGGAAAUUUGGAUGAGUCAAUAACCGAAGCUACUUUACGUGAGGAUUUGAGUAAAUAUGGACCUAUUGAACAUGUCAAAAUUGUUAGGGAAAAGAAUAUCGGAUUUGUUCAUUUUUUGAGCAUUGCUAGUGCCAUGAAAGCCGUACAGACACUUCCUACCGAUUCUAAAUAUUCCAACAAGAAAGUUAAUUAUGGAAAAGAUCGAUGUGCUCAAAGAUCCAGUAUAGGAAAUGGUAAUGCCACUCAGUACACGUUUCCAACAAGUUCACUAAAUUUCCAAAGUUUCAGCAAUGCAACUAUGGGAUUUGGAUUUGACCCUUAUCAUGCCGCUUCUGUUACCGCUACUGGACACCUAGAGAAUGGGACCGAACUUCGAAGUCCUACGAGUCCGUUAUUUUCUUCAGCUUCUUCUGCAGCGGGAAGUGCGACAUCUGGAUCACAAGCAGGACACCGAACUGUUUAUCUUGGAAACAUCCAUCCGGAUACUACAUGUGAAGAAAUUUGCAACGUUAUUCGAGGCGGUAUCCUUCAACAGAUUCGUUAUAUGUCAGAGAAGCAUAUAGCAUUCGUUACCUUUAUCGAUCCUAAUUCCGCAAAUACCUUCAUGUAUCUCGCACAGCAGACCGGGGUGGUAGUUAAGAAUCGCCGCCUCAAAGUUGGAUGGGGAAAAAAUCCAGGACCUUUACCAGCACACAUUCAAAUGGCUGUAAACACCCAAAGUGCCUCUCGUAAUGUUUAUGUUGGUCAACUAGAUGAAAGCAUGACCGAAGAAAAGCUUAGACGAGAUUUUUCCGAAUAUGGAGAAAUCGAAUUAGUAAAUAUUCUCAAGGAAAAAAGUUGUGGUUUUGUUAAUUUCACCUCUAUACUUUCUGCUAUUAAAGCGAUUGAAGGAAUUAAAACGAAAGAAGAAUAUAAAAAGUUUCGCAUUAAUUAUGGUAAAGAUCGAUGCGGUAAUCCUCCGAGGGGUAUUACUGUUGGUGGAAUUAAUAACGGUUCAGGAACCAAGACAAAUAAGGGACGUAAUAAUGGUGAAUCUGAUGCUCGAGUUCUACACGCAGGUGAUUCUGAAUCUGACGGUAGGAAUAUCGAUGCCGGGGAAGACGAUGGUGAUGUUGAUGACGAGUAA
Molecule: messenger RNA, 1839 nt
Organism: Diversispora eburnea
Lineage: Eukaryota; Fungi; Glomeromycota; Glomeromycetes; Diversisporales; Diversisporaceae
Source: the annotation of a GenBank genome assembly